Messenger RNA from Leptonychotes weddellii (Weddell seal), 1723 nucleotides. RefSeq names its product dehydrogenase/reductase 13 (gene DHRS13). NCBI's taxonomy places the organism in Eukaryota, Metazoa, Chordata, Mammalia, Carnivora, Phocidae. The record is from RefSeq and is a predicted model, not a curated record.
AUGGAGGCGCUGCUGCUGGGCGCGGGGUUGCUGCUGGGCGCCUACGUGCUUGUCUAUUACAACCUGGUGAAGGCCCCGCCCUGCGGCGGCAUAGCCAGCCUGCGCGGCCGCACGGCCGUGGUCACCGGCGCCAACAGCGGCAUCGGGAAGAUGACGGCGCUGGAGCUGGCGCGCCGGGGAGCGCGCGUGGUGCUGGCCUGUCGGAGCCGGGAGCGCGGUGAGGCGGCCGCCUUCGACCUCCGCCAGGAGAGUGGGAACAAUGAGGUCAUCUUCAUGGCCUUGGACUUGGCCAGUCUGGCCUCUGUGCGGGCCUUUGCUACUGCCUUCCUGAGCUCUGAGCCACGGCUGGACAUCCUCAUCCACAAUGCCGGGAUCAGUUCCUGUGGCCGGACCCACAAGCCAUUUAACCUGCUGCUGCGAGUGAACCACAUUGGCCCCUUCCUGCUGACACACCUGCUGCUGCCCCGGCUGAAGACCUGCGCCCCUAGCCGCGUGGUGGUGGUAUCCUCAGCUGCUCACCGGCGAGGGCGCCUCGACUUCACACGCCUGGACCGCCCAGUGGUGGGCUGGCGGCAGGAGCUACGGGCAUAUGCCGACAGUAAGCUGGCCAACGUGUUGUUUGCCAGGGAGCUCGCCACUCAGCUCGAGGGUACUGGUAUCACCUGCUAUGCAGCCCACCCAGGGCCUGUGAACUCGGAGCUGUUCCUGCGCCACGUUCCUGGAUGGCUGUGCCCACUUUUGCGCCCACUAGCUUGGCUUGUGCUGCGGGCCCCAAGAGGGGGUGCCCAGACACCCCUGUACUGCGCUCUACAGGAGGGCAUUGAGCCCCUCAGUGGGAGAUAUUUUGCCAACUGCCACGUAGAGGAGGUGCCCCCAGCUGCCCGAGACGACCGUGCAGCCCACCGGCUGUGGGAGGCCAGCAAAAGGCUGGCAGGGCUUGGGCCUGGUGAGGAGGCCGAACCUGAUGAAGAUCCCCAGCCUGAGGACCCAGGGGCCCUAUCUUCCCCGAGCAGCCCCCACCCUGAGGAGCUCACAGUUUCUGAACCCCACCCCAGCUCUCAGAGUUCACCAGACUUGUCCAAGGUCACACGCCGAAUUCACGUUAAAGCUGAACCUGAGCCCUAAAUCUCUUAAUCCUGGGAUGCUUUCCAUGGCACUCGGUGGCCCUUGAAAACCUUAACUGCAUGUCAGGCCAUGCCCUGGGCGCUGAGGGGUUUGCAAUUUUUACCUCCAUGGUUCCUUUCUGGGGCUUCAAAUUGUGUUCUGAACAGCUCUUUUCCUGGUGGAAGGAAAUCGUGGGUGAUGAUUUCUUCCUGAGAAUAACAGUAAUCCCAGAUUGAGAGGUGAGGGAUAAUGUGCCAGACAUUACUUAUGAGGAAUUUGAAUUCUGUACUUCCAGUCCCCACUCUGGGUGAUGCUGAUCGGCUGGGCUCUGGAUGAGGGCCUGGGGGUGGGGGGGGGAGGUGUAAUUUGUAAUUACAGUGCAACACUGAAAAUUACUGAACUGGGCCCUUUGCAACCAUGUAGCCACGUGGUCAAAUGACCCCCAUCUGCCGAGGCAGGAUUAGGUUGCAGAGGUAAGGGACUCACUGGGCCAAGGUCUCACCGCCGGUAAGGGGGUAAGCGCAGGAGCGGUGUGACUCCAGGGCCCACGGCGGUCAGGUGGGUGCGGGGAGGUGCGGCAGGGCCGUGCCGGCGUGGUGCGGGCGCCCCGGGGCUGCUG